Planococcus citri (citrus mealybug) is the source of this 12961-nucleotide messenger RNA. RefSeq lists its product as uncharacterized. NCBI's taxonomy places the organism in Eukaryota, Metazoa, Arthropoda, Insecta, Hemiptera, Pseudococcidae. Bases 213 to 674 code for a protein of 153 amino acids. The record is from RefSeq and is a predicted model, not a curated record. The transcript is spliced from 3 exons.
CGUAGUACGAAAAUAUGCUCAGUACCUUUUAUCGCGUUUUCAGUUUAGGUACGAUUUUUUUCCUUCUAUAUUCGCUAUUCUCGUAAUUGGAUUUCAUUGUUUAUUUUCUGUACAAACAUGUUUCUCGAUUACGACGCGAACAUAUCGACGAUGGUGUAAUUUCGCGACGUGUUAGUAUAAUUAAUUUUUCACCAAUUAUUCUUUGUUGUCCAAUGAUCGUCGGAGGAUUUAUGGGUAUGUCACACAGAUACGCAAUGCUUACUGCAGUGUCACAACAAAGAAGUCAGAAUUCGCACAUUUAUCAUAAUAAUACAUCGCAGUUUUACACCUCUAAUACACCCGGAUCGGUUAAUAUAUUAUUAGGAGGAGCGAUGCUCGGUACGAUGAUUUUAUUCCUGAUAUGGAUGUGUUACUUUUGCCGCUGUAAAGUACCAAAAUCAGAGGAAACUAGUUCGACCACAUCGACGCCUCCAUAUUGGAUCGAUAUCGAUAGUGAUACGAACGAAAGAGGACUCGCGUACGAAGAUGACAUUUACCAGUCAUUUCGUCGAUACUCGGGUGACAUCAAUUUACGUCGUCCCAGUCCACCGCCGACUUACGAAUCUGUGUUCAAUUUACCGCCUACUUACGAAGACGCUUUGAAAUCGAUGAAUCCGGAAAAAGAAAGUAAAUAGGGUAUGGUUUACUACACACACAUAGUAUACGAGCAUACGAUACACCGUGAUGUGAGAAAAAGGUGAUGGCUGAAGGGAUCGAGGACCGGCGACGAAGGGGAGGGGGUGAGUAUUCGCGCCAUUCGACGGUUCGAGCUAAUCGAAAUUUUACGUUCAUUUUUACAAUCACGUUACUACGACGAUUUUUAUAAUUUCAUUCUGUAGUCCUAAUUGUAAAAAAAAAGAAUCGAUACAGUCUUAUAUAAGGACACGUGACUUAGCGCGCCAAUUCAAAAGCGUGCCACUUAUAUCAAAUACUUAUUUAUAGAGUAACUUUAAGGACUACUUAUAAGUUGUAAGUUUUUUAUACUUGAUAACGUUUAUUUUUUGGACAAGUGGCUUAGAUAUAAAAGGUUAUAAGAGCUUUUUAAAAAACCAUACAUACGUCGCUUUUACUACCAUAUACUCGUCUUUUUCCCCAUACUAUAGUACUCCUUGUGCCUAUAUCAUAUACUUGUGUUUCCAUAAAUGGCGAAUGAAUAUCGCUUUGAGCUUAUCAUACUCGUACUACACACAGAUGUACUAUCUCUCUACCGUUCUUUUUUUUCUCCCUCUGCUUUUCGUAUACCUGGCGAUAAUUUGGGAUAUGGGAAUAUUUUUUUUGCCUUCUGUAUACGCGAGUGAAAAACCCUACACCUCGGAAUAGGAGGAAUACGUAUUACGCUAUUAAAGUAUCGUCUCGUAUAUAGACCUUGUCGUCUUUGGGAAUAAUUUCAUAACUCGUAAUUGCAUUUUAUAGUUGAAAUUAAAGGCGGCGGAUACAUUUUCAAACGAUGUAUAAUCUAAUUGCCAACGGUAUACGUCUUGUUGGUGCGGUGGAACGGCUGCGAUGCUAAGCAUCUGUUGAAUUUUAAUUUCGGGUCCCAAUGUCGGAUGCAAAUUCUCAAACAUAUUAGUAUGUAAAUUUAUGAAACCUAGCGUGUGUAUGAUAUUUAAACGUAUAAAUGAUUCGAGUAAAAUUUCCUUUUACCUUUACGCAAUACAGUCGAGUUCCAGGAGUAGGUAUAGAUAAAGCACACUUUUAAUGUUUUGUUUGAGCCGCCAUAUUUAUUAAACCGUAAUUUAAUUAAUAACGCUGUUUGGUUUCGCAGAAUCGAGGAGUUUGUUUCGUUAUUUUAAAUUUUUACUCGAGCGUCGCGACGUUGUCGUCGACGAUAAUUUUUCUUUGUCGAGUGUCCCCCCCCCCACUAUUACAAAAUUUGGCUCGUGUUAACCCUUAAAGGCCUGAACCAAACUGGAAGUGAUCAGAAAAAAUGCUUUCAAUUUGUUGAAUGGGACUUACAUGAAUAUCACUUUAAUGUGUAGUAUGCCACCCUGCCCCUCAAAACUAUUUCGUAAAUGAGGGGUCAAUUUUUUCAAAUUUUUGUAAAUUACGAAAGAGCAAAAUACCUAAUUGGCCCAAAUUUAAGGUAAUCUUAUAUAAUCGCAUUCCACCCACCUAAUUAUUGAAAGCAAAUCCUUGAUGAGCCCCUUCCCAUUUUUGGUGGGGCAUAAAUAUGAAAAAGUUGAGGUAAAAUACGGGCCAAUGUCCUCCAUUUUUAAUUAUAUGAAUUUGUUAACAUGCUUUUACAAAAUAUAAUCACGAAGGGUAUACGCAGUGGGGUACAGAGUGAUUUUUUCAAUCUUUGAUUAACUGGUUUUGUAAAAGUCGCUGAAACAUGAGACGUGAGUACAUCAAGUACUGCAUAUGAGAAUACACUUCACUUAAGUAAAAAGAUACAAAAAUUAUAAAAUGUACAUACAAGCAUGUCUGAGCUUUUUCAGGACUUUUCACUUUCAGUUGCACUAAUAUCUAAAGCUCAUCUGAAUAAAUUUUGCCCAUCAUUCGUAAUUUGGAUGAAGUGAAAUUUUUCUGAUGAUGCCAUUUACAAGACUAAAAGAUUGAACCCACAUAAAGGAAUCAUGAUUAGUUAUGAAAAUUAAUAACUAUGUAAACAAGAAUACGCUUGGUGGCGUAGUGGGUUGAGGCACAGCUUUCUGAACAAGAGGUCGUGGGUUCGAAUCCCACUGGAGACGCAGGCGUUAACGUGUAAUGUAUACAUUGUAGUGCAUUUAACAUUUAUUACACGUUAAGCUCCGAGCACCAGAACAGCAGAGGCAACAGAAAUGCACGCAAUCUUUUGCCGGUAUCAAAAAGCUGUAACUGUUUUGAGCAACUAUAGGUAGUGAUGAUUACGGAACUCAGGGUUGUAAAAACCCGGCUAGUGAUGUAUGAGCUACUUUGUAGAUAGUGUAGAAAGCAAUGGGAAACUACUACGUGACAGCUCAAAACAACGUCGAUUCCCUAGAAUAUGAGGUCUGGUAAAGCUCUUUAAUACAAGUAUGGAAAAAGAUUAUGCUCUUAAGAAAGUCAUAGCAUUUUACGUAAGUAUGUGUUACAUACUGCGCAUGACAGGUUGAUGUCGUCACACGGUGGAGCAACCAAUUGGGUGCAACGUUGUACGUGAACAGCUGAUCUGAUGCGUGCGCAGUACGUAAAACUUACAUAAAAUUCUAGGACUUUCUUAAGAGCAUAAUCUAUUUCCAUACUCAACUAAGUUCCUGGAAGCCAUUCUGAGAGGUAGAAAAUGCAACACUGGAGUGUUCGCGAACACGUUGUCCAGAAGAUUGGACCUUCCUUUAAUACUGUUAUAAGUUUCAAGUUGAUUGGGUGAAUUUUGCGGGAUUUAUAGCUGUUUAAAGUGAACAACUUUUAAGGUCGCGUCAUAAAACUUUUGAGGAGUGACUUGAGGAGGAUCCUCGAGUCAGGGAGAUUGGACUUUGAGUUGGGGGAGAGGUAAAUGUCUUGAAAGGUCAAACGCGAUGUUAAAAAAAAUUAAGGAAAUGUUUGAGGAAGAUCAGGUGAUUAAAACCUCACAAUAAGUAAGCCAUGAGAUUCUUGUUGCCAAGUGGCUGUGAGGAAAUGUCCUCCGAGGCGAGUAAAAAAUAAUUUUCAAAGGAGAUUGACCUCAUGAGUCGUUAUUGUAGUCUUCCUUCAACUCAAAGCAUCGUAUUUUUAUUCAAUGCUCCCAUUUAGAAAACUGUUUUGUGUCCCUCAGAGGUAAAUUCUUCAAAAUUAUAGUGGAGGUUUUUGAGUCCUUCUCAAAAAUGCAAUGGGUGUUGAUUCUCAGGUAAAAACCAACUGAGAAUGAAGUAGAGGUCCCUAGGAAUCAAAUCUGGGGUGUAGAAAUAGUGAGGAGACACUAAGAUGUCUUGAGGAGGUGACCAUUCCUCCAAGAAGUAAUUUGCAACCAUCCUUUUCCCAACGUCAUAUCAAAAGUUACAUUUGAAAAAUACGCACCAAAAGAAAUGGAACAACCUAUGGCUUUAAAACUUCGAACAUUACUAAAGGAAUAAGGUCCAACCUACUGGACAACAUGUUCGCGAACACUCCAGUGUUGCAUCUUCUACCUCUCAGAAUAGCUUCCCAGAACUUAGUUGCCAGACCUCGUAAUCGCAGUGGCAUAGGCAUUCGCCUCACCCUGUUAGGGUACCACAAAAAUGUGAUUUCCAAUGUCCUGUAAAGGAUAUAAGGAACCACAAUGACAAAACAAGAAUGCAUGAGCUUUUACAGAACUUUAAGCUGACAGCUACUCACACCUCUAAAGCACAUCUGUAUAUAUUUCACACAUCAUUUGUAAUUAAUUUGGAUAGUGAAGUUUUUGUAUGAUGAUGCAGUUUACUUGACUAAAAGAUUGGACACACAUAAAGGAAUCAUGAUUAUUGAUUAGUUACAAAAAUUAAUAACCAUAUAGACAAGAAUGCCUGUGCUUUUUCAGAACUUAAAGCUGUCAGCUACUCUCACCUCUAAAGCACAUCUACAUAUAUAAAUUUCACACAUCAUUCAUAAUCAAUUUGGAUAGUGAAAUUUCUGCAUGAUCAAUUGAUGAUGAUGUGCCCAAUCAUGUAGUGGAGGAAACUGCAUCAGUGUACAAAUAUUUCAUUAACCAAAUUAAUUACAAAUGAUGUGUGAAAUUUACAUAGAUGUGCUUUAGAAGUAUGAAAAGCUGACAGCUUUAAGUUCCAAAAAAGCUCAGGCAUUCUUGUCUAUACCUUUGACUAUAUAUACAUGGACUGCUAUCUCCUAUUGUUCUUGAACGGGAAUCGUGAAGCCAAAGCAAUAGCGAUACUUAAUCGGGACAUGGGCUCUGAGCAUGCGCGAGAUUUCGUUGCAACGAGCUGUGCGGUUGUUGGAACGUAGGAGGGUGUCCGUUGCUGGUGAUUGGAAGGUGUGAGCGCAGUUCGGAUUCCUGCGCGCGCAUGAAAAUUCCCGAUGCUCCCGAUUAAGUACCUCUAUUACUUCGGCUUCAUCGGCGACAAUGAAGAUAGCAGUCCAUGUAUAUAUAGUCAAAGGUCUAUACGGUUAUUGACUUUUGUAACUAAUUGAGAUUCCUUUAUGUGUGUCCAAUCUUUUAGUCUAGUAAACUGCAUCAUCAUACAAAAAUUUCACAAUCUAAAUUAAUUACAAAUGAUGUGUGAAAUAUAGAUGUGCUUUAGAGGUGUGAGUAGCUGUCAGCUUGAAGUUCUGUAAAGCUCAGGCAUUCUUGUUUACAUAGUUAUUAAUUUUCAUAACUAAUCAUGAUUCCUUUAUGUGGGUUCAAUCUUUUAGUCAUGUAAACGGCAUCAUCAGAAAAAUUUCAGGUCAUCCAAAUUAUGAAUGAUGGGUAAAAUUUAUUCAGAUGAGCUUUAGAUAUUAGUGCAACUGAAAGUGAAAAGUCCUGAAAAAGCUCAGGCAUGCUUGUAUACAUUUUAUAAUUUCCAUAUCUUUUUACUCAAGUAAAGUGUAUUCUCAUAUGCAGUACUUGAUGCACUCACGUCUCUUGUUUCAGCGACUUUAUGAAACCAGUUAAUCAAAAAUUGAAAAAAUCGCUCUGUACCCCACUGCGUAUACCCUUUGUGAUUAUAUUUUGUAAAAGCAUAUUAACAAAUUCAUAAAAUAAAAAUGGAGGACAUUGGCCCGUACUUUACCUCAACUUUUUCAUAUUUAUGCCCCACCAAAAAUGGGAAGGGGCUCAUCAAGGAUUUGCUUUCAAUAAUUAGGUGGAUGGAAUGUGAUUAUAUUAGAUUACCUCAAAUUUGGGCCAAUUAGGUAUUUUGCUCUUCUGUAAUUUACAAAAAUUUGAAAAAAUUCCCUCAUUUACGAAAUAGUUUUGAGGGGCAGUGGGGCAUAAUGCACAUUAAAGUGAUAUUCAUGUAAGUCCAAUUCAACAAAUUGAAAGCAUUUUUUCUGAUCACUUCCAGUUUGGUUCAGGCCUUUAAAGCUUAAUUAGAUUUUAAUCAAAUUCUUCAACGUACAGAGACAGACCCCAAUAAAUAGAUUUUUUCUACAGAAAAGGCUGCUAAAGUAAAAAAAAGCUCAUCUUGUUACGAUGUAAAAAAAAUAACAUACACGUGUCAAAAAAGUAAUCUUCAUGGAACAUCGAAGUAUAAAAAAUUCUAUCCAAAAAACCGCAUACUUUAGUAUAAUUUCGUCUGCGUAUCUCGAUUCAAACGAACGCUAGACGAGCCUGUUCAAAUACGUCGAAAAUAUUUCCACCAUAUUGAAAUUACAUCCAAAGUAUCGCCUACCUUUUUACUUCGAAUAAAGGCAUAACGAUAAAGACGGGGCAGAGUAAGGGAGACGAAAAGGCCAGCGUAGAAUUGAUUAUACAGUAUAAGUUCGCGACGACACAGGUUUUCUACAAACUUGACCCCGGAAACAAAGUGAUCUUAAAUUUUGGAAUUUUAUAACCCGGCGGUAGCCAGAAAGUAUUCUCGCAGGGUUCCUUUUUUUUCACCUUUCAAGAUAAAAUUCGACAAUAACACGAGACUGGCUGGCAAAUUACACUCUUAUGAAAUUUUCGCGCCGAAAAUAAAGUCAAAAAUGUCGAAAUCGUGUUAGAAUUUGAGCAGGUGUUUGUGUAAACAUUGUACAUUGGUAUAAAAGUAUCUGGUAAUAUACAUCCUAGGUGUCCUUUAGAGCUUAGAGCGUAUUUCCUAAAUAUGAACUUAUCACCCAAAAGUACUCCGAACUUAUUAGAAAUUGCGUUUUUUCUUUCGUCAUUUACCAAACUAGUAGACUAGAUAUCCAGUUGAACAAUUUUUUUAUACGCACGUGUCGUUAAAUGGAAGAGAGAAACAUUUCCACGGUUUCUUCAUUUCGACUAAAUAAAGAGUAAUUUUUAUAGAUGUGUGACAAUUCCGAACCAUAUACGUAGACGUACGUACGUAUAAGAUGGUGAAAUUGUGACUUUUUUUUUCAUCUUUCUCUAUCUUACGUUUAGUUGUUGUUAAGGUGUUUUUUUUUCUUCUCUCUUUCUCGUACCUAUAUGUGCGUUAUAUUCGACGCAACUAUACGUAAAACUCCUUGUGGACUAGUAAAAUGUACAAUUUCGAGGAUCGAAACGCUUUAUCGGCUCGAAUUCGCACGUAAUACGAAAAAACUUGGACGAGAAUUUUGCCUAAACUCUGUAUAUCGAAGGCGGCGUUAGGUAAGUAUACGAGACUAACAAGUUUUAUAACGCCUUCAAUAUUGAAUUCGGUGAAAUCCUCGUGUAAUCUUUUUUAUAGCUGGGAUUUGGUUAUAUGGAAUUGGAUCAUUGUUAUGGUAUUAGUUGCUCGAUUUUUUACGCGGUUCGGAAAGGCAAGAGAGGUGAUAAAUGAAGGUACAUUUGGUUGAGUGGAGAAAAGAGGGAAUAGGCCAAUGUUCGUAAAAAUUUUGAUGCGGUUUCUAAAAAGUGAAAAUGUUGAAUUUUUAAUAUUUACAUAGGAACAUAGAAUGUGUGGGGAAGAGAUAGUCGAUAUUUUUCUUCAAUUCUGGCUCGAUUUCUAAAUUGAGUGAAGUCAUGAACCCAUGAUUGAUCAACAUUUUUCAAGGUAGUUUUCAGGUGUAGAAUUUCAUUUUUCAAUUUUCGAUGAUGAUGAAUUUUUGUGAAUUAAAAACGAUCCUGGUAUUUUCUAUAAAAAUGAUCAAAAUUUGGUAAAAUCGAGGAGAAAAGUGAAAUUUCAUUUAUGUUUCGCUCUUGAUCUCCCGAAUCGAUUUGUGAUGAGUACGUUAAAAAAAGCAGGAUAAAAAAAUGAUUUGAUCCUGAAAACUGAUAUUCUUUCGACAAUUUGUCGCCUUGUUUUACUCGAGCAGACACAGACACAGUUUUUUGAACGGACCCAAUCUUAUGAACCACCCGCAUUAUGUAAACUUUCCUUCAAUAAAGCUGUAAGCACGGUUGCAUUGCCCUUACCAUAUUAUUAUCUCAUCUCGAGAAAUCCAAGCCAAAAUUUUAUGAUUUUCGAUUCCAUAAUUAUGACCAAUCAUUGUCGAAAUAAAAAAAUUAUUUUACCCUCAAAAAUAGACUUUUGAAUAAAAAAUCGAUUAAUCGAAUCACAAAAAUUGAUUUAUUCGCGAUUUUUUCGACGCCGUAUGAUCGAACGUGAUCGAAAUGAAGAAGAACUUUUAGCUUCAAAAUUAAACUUCCGUAUCAAAAAUCGAUUAAUCGAAUCCCAAACAUCGAUUCAUUUUCGAUUUUCGAUCUCAAAUGAUUUAGUAUGUUCGAAAUGAAAAAAAUAUCCAGGUUCAAAAAUAAACUAUCAGAUCAGAAAUCGAAUAUUAUCAAAAAUCGAUUCAUUUUCUAUUUUUCACCCCAUGUAAUGAAUGUGCUCGAAAUGAAAAUUAAUUUCAGCUUCAAAAAUACCUACACUUUUUGAUCAAAAAUCGAUUAAUCGAAUCCCAAACAUCGAUUCAUUUACGAUUUCUCACCACAUGUAAUCGAACGUGCUCGAAAUGAAAAAAUUAAUUUCAGCUUCAAAAAUACCUACACUUUUUGAUCAAAAAUCGAUUCAUUUACGAUUUUUUACCUCAUGUAAUCGAACGUGCUCGAAAUGAAAAAUUAAUUUCAGCUUCAAAAAUACCUACACUUUUUGAUCAAAAAUCGAUCAUUACCAAAAAUCGACCAAUCGAAUCUCAAAUAUCGAUUCAUUUGCGACUUUCUAUCUCAAAUUGGUUUAGUAUGCUCGAAAUGAAAAAAAAAGUCCCGGUUCAAAAUUAAAUUACCAGAUCAGAAAUCAAAUAUCAAAAAUCAUUAAUCGAAUCCCAAUAAUCGAUUCAUUUGCGAUUUUCGAUCUCAAAUGAUCGAGUAUAUGUACUCGAAAUUGAAAAUUAAUUUUAGCUUCGAAAAACACUUCCGGGUCAAAAAUCGAUCAAUAUCGAAAAUCGAUUAAUCGAUCAAAUCUCAAAUAUCGAUUAUUUUGCAAUUUUCAAUCACAAAUGAUUGAGUAUGCUUGAAAUGAAAAAAAAUUCUGGUCUCAACAUGAACUACCAGAUCAUAAAUUAUUGUUUAUUAUCAAAAAUCGAUUAAUCGAAUCCCUAAAAUCGAUUAAUUUGCGAUUUUCGAUCCAAACUGAUCGAGUAUGCUCGACAUCAAAGAUUAAUUAUAGCUUCAAAAAUCGAUCUUUAUCGAAAAUCAACUAAUCGAAUCCCAAAAAUCGAUUCAUUUGCGAUUUUCAAUCCCAAAUGAUCAAGUAUCCCCGAAAUCAAAAAUUAAUUUCAGCUUCAAAAAUACACUUUUCGAUCAAAAAUCGAUCAUUAUAUCAAAAAUCGACCAAUCGAAUCUUGAAUAUCGAUCCAUUUGCAAUUUUCUAUCUCAAAAUGAUUGAGUUUGCUCGAGAUGGAAAAAAAAGUCCAAGUUCAAAAAUAAAGUACCAGUAUCAGAUCAGAAAUUGAACAUCAUCAAAAAUCGAUUAAUCGAAUCUCAAAUAUCGAUUAUUUUGCGAUUUUCGAUCCUAAAUGAUCGAGUAUCCUCGAAAUCAAAAAUUAAUAAUACACUUCUCGAUCAAAAAUCGAUCACUAUCGAAAAUCGAUUAAUCGAAUCCCAAAAAUCGAUUCAUUUGCGAUUUUCGAUCCUAAAUGAUCGAGUAUCUUCGAAAUCAAAAAUUAAUUUCAGUUUCAAAAAUACACUUCUCGAUCAAAAAUUGGUCACUAUCGAAAAUCGAUUAAUCCAAUCCCAAAAAUCGAUUCAUUUGCGAUUUUCGAUCUCACAUGAUCGAGCAUGUUUGAAAUUAAAAAUCAAUUUUAACUUCAAAAAUACACUUCCAGAACAAAAAUCGAUUAAUCAAAACUCAAAUAUCGAUCCAUUUGCGAUUUUCGAUCUCACAUGAUCGAGAAUGUUCGAAAUUGAAAAUCAAUUUUAGCUUCAAUAAUACACUUUUAGAUCAAAAAUCAAUCAAUAUCGAAAAUCGAUUAGUCGAAUCUCAAAUAUCGAUUCAUUUGCGAUCUUCGAUCUCACAUGAUCGAGUAUGCUCGAAAUACAAAAUAAAAUUUCGCUUAAAAAAGGAACUUUCGGAUUAGAAAUAAAUUAUUAUCGAAAAUCGAUUAAUCGAAUCCCAAAAAUCGAUUUAUCAAAGAUUUUUGAUCUCAUACAAUGGAGCAGGUUUGAAAUGAGAAAACAAUUUUAGCUUCAAGAAUAAAUUUCCGGAUCAAAAAUCGAUCAAUAUCGAAAAUCAAUUUAUCGAAUCUCAAAAAUCGAUUCAUUUUACCGAUUAGAUUCGGAAUUACUCGCAUAAAUUACGUUCAAAAUACCUACCGAAAAGUUGUUGUUUUUUCAAAAAUUGUGCGCCCUCUGCUUUUUGGGAAAUUCUUGUUGACCACUUAAGUCAUUCUACUUAUAAGUUCACCCCUUGAGUAAAAUCGAUUACAUAACUCAUUCAUAUGAUCCAUGAAAUCAACUGAAGGGGGAAAAAUUCUAAAAUUUCGUAUACGCCUCCUCUUCCCUUCUUUCUGACUACUCCUGACCUACAUCAAGAAGUUUCGAAUUUCAUCAUUUCCAUCGCGAAUCAAGUUAUGAAACCAGAUACCAGCAAGGUAACUUGGAGAAUAAUUCGAUAUCUGAAUUCAAUGGGGAGGGGGGUGGGUGAAAAAAAUUUUUAAAUCGUUUCAAAUCAUCGCAACAAAAUUUCCACGCAUGAAAACCUCAGAACGAAAAAUGAUGCCGUAUCAAAAAAAAAUGAAAAGGAAAAAAAAUUUCAUUACAGCUUUCUCUUCUUCCUCACAACUUCCGUCAACCCAGAAAUACAUUUUUUUGUUCUUCUCAACGAAAAGCUCGCAUAGUAUAGGCAGGUAUUAUAUAGGAAAAUUUCAAGAUAAUUGGAAAAUUUGGCCAUUAAAUCGCUAAAUAUUCGGCAAUUUGCGGGCAAACAGCGAUGAGAAAAUAUCACAAAAUUUCACGGUUCUGCGAACACGAUACUAUAUAGGGUAACCCUUUUAAUACCCUUUUCGAAAAGAACGCGCUAAUAACCGUAAGAUUGAAUGACCAAAUUUUUUAAUUUUCUCCUGCGAAUAAGAGAACGCUGCAGCCGGUAAACCUUUGGCACGCUUUAUCAAAAAAAAGGAGGAAAAAAAGAAUGAGAAAAAGACCACUAAGCUAGGAAUUUGUACAAUGAGGGGAUUUUUUUUCUCGUGAAAGGGAAAUGAAAUACCGAAAAUUAUACCUGUUAGGGAUCACGAUGAUGGCUUAUGACUUCCGCUGCGACGGCAACACUUUUAAUCAAAAAGGUAGGAAUUCAUUUGGUAGAAAAUUUCACAAAAGAGCGCCGCAAACUUAAUAGAAUCCUUUUUGGUAAAAGUUUCACGUUAAUAUAAAUAGGAAAAACUUUGAAAACCAGCGUAAAGAUUUUCUCAUCGCUAAUCCAUAAUAUUCUUAUUCAAAGGAAAAUUUUAUUCAUCAUUUUGCUUCUAUAUAUAUAUUUUAUGCGGAUUCAAUACUCGAAUAAAACAGGAUUAGCUGACCUUAAAAACCAUGUACCACGAAAGAUAGGAGCAAAGUAAAGGUAUUGGGGAGGGGGAGAUCCCUGCGAGCGGCGCUAAUCAUAAUAAAAAGCAUUACAAUCCCACCUUUUGCCCCUUCACCUCGUGCAAUUCGCGACGCCGUUCUUCUCUAUAACUUUUACACUUCAACGUACAUCUUUCAUCGUAAAACCAUCACGAUAUGAAUUUUUAUUCCCAACGCCACCGCGAAACCGAUAUAAAAAAGCAAGUUGAAUUUUUAUCGUCUCAUUUCGAUGCUACCGCGUAAUAUUCAAGCUAGGAAAAAAAAAGGAGGAAAAAGAGAAAAAGAAGCAAAAAGAAAUCGUUUACGUUCGUAAAAUAUUUACGACUUAAUAGCUACGCUUGGUCGUGUCCGCCUUUGGCCAUGUAUCUUGACCUAAUUUAGUGAAAAUUUUGAUUCGCUGUCGUCUCUUUUAGUAGGUAGUAAGCUACGUAUACGUAGAAAUACGAUACCUUUGUUUGCGCUCGAUUUAAUUACAAACCUCGACUCGACUUCGACUUGGUGUAAGGAUAGCACUAUAAUCGUAGAUACCUUUCGUAACUAAUUUCCUAUCACUUCCUUCAUCAAACUUAUCACUUUCUGCUGCGAAUCCGUUUCGUUGUUAAUUUUCAAUACAUCUGCCGCAAUCACUUUUCAUCCUCUUUUAUAUAAGCGUUCGCGUUCCAAGUUUCAUUGUUGUGGUUUUCGCAAAACUCCAACAUCGAGAGUUUGUCUUUAGGCGAAAUUUCAAUCUACAAAUAUAUACUAUAUAGGCCAAGUUGCCAACAUUAAUUAAACUUUUUCCAUCCCUUCAAACUAUACUUAUAGAUAGGUACACACUAUCUCAGCUUCUUCAUCUUCCCUGCUUCCCAAAUUUUCGCCAAAAUUGCCCGCAAUAAUUGGACAAUCAUCGGUAUAAUAUUCGCUGACCUAGGUAGUAGGAACAUAUUGUAUGUGUAGCUGUGUAAAUUAUCCGGUUUCCCCCUCCCCCUUUCUCCAUCCCUGUAUUUCAAUUAUUAUAAUUUACUAUUACUUUUACCUACCUAUAUAUUACUGUACCUAUUUAUACUGUGUAAAAUUUUCACCUGAACAAAGGGGUACUUGAAAAAUUCUUACAUUAUCUUAUGAACAUAUUUUUUUUUAUACAUAACUUUACAAUCAUAUCAGUCUGUGAUGAACACAUAUCCAAACUUAAACGAGCUUAUUUACAGAGCUGUAUUGUUUAAGUAUUUUAAGUAUUUUUUUUUAUUCUAUGUAAAUGUUAAUAUUUUGUACUAAUAUAUUUAAGAAGUGUUUUUUCAAAUAUUUUUUUGUUUUGUUUUGUUUUUUACUAUCGAAGUGAUGCCUGGCAUGAGCUUUUUUUAAUGUAAACCAUCGCUUGUAGUGGCUUUGUUAAUGUAAAAUAUUAAAAAUUUCAUUUGUGUGUAUGAUCUUGUACUAUAUGAUAUGUUACGGUGUAAAAACAAUAUAUUAUACGUACAUUUUUUUCCUUUA